GUUACGUUAUUUACGUUGAACGAGGCGAAGCGGGAGUAUAUCUACCUGUCUACAAGUCAAUAGGAUUUCUGUGUUUUUAGCUGUAUUUAAAGGUGAUUAUAUAUAAGUUAACCUGGUAUGGCCGACAGUUUGUGUAUACCUAAUUUACUAGAUGAACAAAUAGUGCCGGACACCGAUGACAUAUUCCUACCACCACUGGAAUUUAAUAAUCCGACACCUAAUGGAAAUGUUUUAGCCGAAUUAGAUAAAUACCUAAAUGAACCAUUAACAACCGGUUUAAAAAAGGCACCAAGAGGCAGUACUUCAAUUAUAGAGGAAUUUUUUGGAGAAUCGAAGAUAUAUUCUAACAAAAAAGAUAUUAGAGAAGUCGAGAUGCAAUUAAAAGCUGCUUUAGAUUCCAAUCCACGUCUGACACAAAAAGAGCGCGAACUUUGUUUUGAGGAGGCUCGACGCCAAAGUUCGUCAUUUGUAGAAGACUUUUUCCAAGUUGGAAAUCCAAUGAAAGUUCACAGUUCAUGGAUUAAGAGAGAACCAGUAAGUGAAGUCGAUGUAUUUGAUUUAGAUUCUACUGUCUAUGAAUCCGUUAUUCCUGAUAGUGAUGAGCAAUUACAGGCUCAAAGUAUGAAGGUAUCUGAUUCGAUAUGGGAAGAUCUACGUGCCAGUAUCAAUAUGGUAGAUCAAAAUCAAAACGAAUAUAAUUGCCAGAAAUCUAAAGACAAUGCAACUGUUAAAGCUGAACCCAUGGACACUAAUGAUAAACCAUCCUGUCAGUUUCACGUGAAAUCAGAACCUUAUAAUACCAUGUUUUAUGAUGAAUCCCCAAGGACUUCCAGUUCUUCUAUACAUGUUCCCCAGCAAGUUAUUAUUAGCCAAUCAGGAAUAACCACUGUUAACGAUACUAUGAUGGAUGGACUUCAAUAUAUGCCCCAAUAUUCCAAAAACAGUGGAUAUUCAUCUGGUGCUCAUGUUGUUCCAGUACUUCUACCACCAACGCCCCCAACAUCUCAACCCCCCAGCCCUAGUCAAGAAUAUGUGAGAAGAACCCCACCUCCACCCUAUCCUGGUAUAGCUAAUGCUAUGUUAGGUUGUGCUUCACCAUUAUCAGUACCCUUCACAGCUCGAUCCCAUCAGUCACCUAAAAAACACCCUCAGACUCACCCAGGAUGUUCUACUAUCAGAUAUAACAGAAAAAACAACCCAGAAUUAGAAAAAAGAAGAAUACAUUUCUGUGAAUUUCCAGGUUGUAGAAAAGCUUAUACGAAAAGUUCUCAUUUAAAGGCGCAUCAAAGAAUACAUACAGGAGAGAAGCCAUACAAAUGCCAUUUCCAUUCGUGUCAGUGGCGUUUUGCCCGUUCUGAUGAACUCACUCGGCACAUACGAAAGCAUACCGGAGCUAAGCCAUUCAAGUGUAAAGUCUGUGAACGUUCUUUUGCCCGGUCAGAUCAUCUAGCUCUCCAUAUGAAACGUCAUGAGCCCAAGAAAUAGUGAUUUAAUCCCAAUCUAUGAACUAGCAAUACUAGUGCUUAACAGAUGAGCUGGCAGCAUCAUGCAUACAGCGCCACCAAGUCAUGUGACUGUUGUUCCAGAUAGUUGUGAAAACGAGGGAAAUAUGCAAGUGUGGUUCAUUAACAUUAAUGUGAAAACUAACAUUGCAUAAACUUAUUUGUUUCCGGUUAUUGCCAGUUAUCACGUGAUUUAAGGUCACAUGAUAAGUUGACACAAUGAUCUCAAUUAGGAUUUUCAAAUUUUUAUAUCUUUUGUACGAGUCAAUCAUGAUAUUAUUUAUCAAUUAUUACAUUAUAAAUGUAACAAGAAGGAGCCUGCAGGUGAUAAGAAAUCGGACAUCCUCUGUUUUAAUUGUUAUAUGAAUAUGAACCUGUUUAAACCACGAUCUUUCAAUUUUUACAUGGUUGUGACAUGAAGGUGUGUUAUAUCAUUUAACCAAUUAAAACAUAUCAGAUAAAUUGAUUGACACCUAAGGCUACGAACUCCCUCCAUUUUAAUUAGCCCCACUGUAGAAUAUGAAUCUACAGACAACGAAAAUAUAGUGUAUGUUAUAUUGACUUCAGUAAUUCAGUGGUAUAGAUAAAUCUGUUAUAUUAAAUUAUCACAUUCAUUGUGCCAAAGGCAAGUAAUAUCUUAAAGCCACUACCGUUAGGACAUGUGCCAUAUGAUGACGUCACAUUAAUAUCAAUCAUUAUGCAUAUAGGUUAAAAUAUAUUAUUUAUCAGAAAUGUGAUACGUCAGUAGUAAUAAAAUACUGGCCAGAUUUUUGUUAUAAAAAACACGUUUUUGUUGUGUAAAUGGAUUUUAGAAUGUAUAAAGAUUACAUUAUAUUUAAAAUUGUUCACCUAAAGGGGUUUCUUAUUUUUGUACUUAACAUGUUGAAAAUGUGUAUGUUAUUAUUAACGCUAUUAAAAUAAAUGAAUAGUAUUAUUGUUAA
Molecule: messenger RNA, 2443 nt
Organism: Patella vulgata (common limpet)
Lineage: Eukaryota; Metazoa; Mollusca; Gastropoda; Patellidae
Product: transcription factor Sp9
Exons: 4
Coding region: 118-1485 (455 amino acids)
Biological process (GO): regulation of transcription by RNA polymerase II
Molecular function (GO): DNA-binding transcription factor activity, RNA polymerase II-specific; RNA polymerase II cis-regulatory region sequence-specific DNA binding
Source: RefSeq, a predicted model, not a curated record